AUGACUGAACCUUCUCCAAUGGCUCGAGCUGGCAUUCCACCACCUCCACCACCGCCCCCACCACCGCCCCUACCCCCCCUCUUGCUAAAUUCCAGUUCCGGCUCCAGUGGUGUUUCUGGCUCCGGUCGGUUGCGAAGCGUGUUCUGGGAGCGUAUUCCUCAGGAGCGAGUGGAGGGCAGACGCAGUGUCUGGACCAAAUCGGAUGAGUUUCCAAUUGACCUCAGUUCACUAGAUGAGCUUUUUGGACAGCGCCAGGGUCACCAGAUCAAAGUUCUUGGGGUCAGAGGUCACCGUAGUGGAAAUAAACGCACUAACAUGAAUGCACCUCCUCGGAACACUUUGGAGAGGAUAUCUAUUCUGGAGGGGAACAGAAGUCUGAAAGUCGGGAUUUUUCUGCAUCAUUUUAAGAGUUCUCUGGGAGAGAUCAUUAAUGAUAUAAGAGAGGGGCGUGGCCAGCGCUAUGGCAGCGAGAGGCUCAAUGAACUCUACAAACUGUUGCCUGAUUGUAAUGAGGAGCAGACACUGAGGUCAUUCAGAGGUGAGCGCAAUCAGCUGGAGGAGGCCGAUCUCUUCAUGCUCCAUCUAGUGGAGAUUCCUAGUUUUCGACUGCGUUUAGAGGCAAUGAUUCUGCAGGAGGAGUUUGACCACACUGUGACCUCUGUGUCUACAUCUGCACGUUGCCUAGCAACAGCAGCUACAGAGCUGAUGUCAUGUGUUGAGCUCCACUCUAUCCUGCGUUUGGUGCUGAAAGCUGGAAACUACAUGAAUGCUGGGGGAUUCGCUGGUAACGCUGCAGGAUUCAGGAUCUCCUCCCUGCUGAAGUUAGCCGACACUAAAGCUAACCGACCCGGCAUGAACCUCCUGCACUUUGUAGCCAUGGAAGCAGUGAGGAAAGAUCCAUCCAUCCUCUCCUACCACCUUAAACUCAGCCACGUGGGACCAGCAGCCAGGUUAUCAGUGGAGGCAGUGGAGGAGGAGUUCAGCGAGCUGCAGUCCAGAGCCACCGCCCUGCUGGACGGACUGGAAACUGCACCGGAUCUACACGCUCAGAUCACACCAUUCCUGCAGGUCACGGAGCUGAAGUUAUCCGAGCUGCAGGUGGACGUGGACUCUCUGUAUAAAGCCCAGCGCUCCCUGAUGGAGUUCUUCUGUGAGGAUGAUGAUGGAUCCUUUAAGCUGGAGGAAGCCUGCGCUACAUUCCACAGCUUCCAGCAGCGCUUCCUCCGAGCCGCACAGGAGAAUGAAUUGCGAGAGCAGCAGGAUCAGCAGCGUUUGGAGAGAGAGCAGACGGAGAGAGAGAAGGCGAGAAAACGGCGCUCUAUUGCUUCCUGCUCCGCCCUGGAGGCGGGGCUGGAGUUUGAUGACAAUGCUUUGGAGAUGAUCCUGCGGGCUCCUGCGGCUACACCUCUGAGGCGGAACCUGUGGUCGACACUAGGCCGCCGGGCACCGCAGCGUCCAGCGUUAAUCAGCCUGAUUGAAACACCGGCAGAAAACACCAGUCUUCCGGGAAAUGAAGCUGGAAUACAGGCAGAAUCUCCUGAUAUCGUGGUGGCUAACAAAGAUGCAAAUCCCACUCAGGCUGAGACCCGGACCGAAGCUGAGCUUACCAGUCUCUCCUGCCCAUCUGCUGAGGCGGAGUCAGUGAAGAGCCCCGCUCACUCAGCUUGCAUCCAAUCCAAAAGCUGGACGCUUGAUGCCAGGCUCCGCCCACAUGUGGGUGAGACACACACGCUAGUUUCCGGCCUGCAGUCUUACAGCAACUUAGCUCCGCCCUCAGGAAGAGCAGACCAAGAAGGGAGGAAACAGGAAGUGAGAGAGCGGUCGGAGGAGGUGGAGCAGGAAGUAACGGAAGUGAUGUCAUCUCAGGAGGGCGGAAAGACGAGGGGAAAACUCAGAGAGGGGACGACGAAGGACGUCAAAGCUGCCGAUCAGAACCAAAACAGGACACACGCCGCCACGCCCCCUUUUAGAGCGUCCCGCCUACCGCUGCCCCGGAUUGGUUCACAGUCUGCCGACCCAUCAGGAAUAGCGAUGUCAGUGUUUGAGGGCACUGAGGCAGCACAUCCAGGCCUCUAG
Colossoma macropomum (tambaqui) is the source of this 2076-nucleotide messenger RNA. RefSeq names its product FH2 domain-containing protein 1-like. Bases 1 to 2076 code for a protein of 691 amino acids. The transcript is spliced from 13 exons. NCBI's taxonomy places the organism in Eukaryota, Metazoa, Chordata, Actinopteri, Characiformes, Serrasalmidae. The record is from RefSeq and is a predicted model, not a curated record.